AUGAUUCGUCUAAAUAUGUAUGAUCACCUUGUUAUCAAUCGGGAGAUUAUGAUAUGUGAGCUCUUUAAAGCCAUAAAGUGUAGUAGAAUAGAAUUGAAUUUGUUGGAUGAUGCGCUGUUACUUCUUGAUGAUCUCAAAGGAGCAUCUCGCAAUGAAAUUGAUCAUGUAUGCGAGUUGCUGUUAGAAGGUGAUAGCUUCCAAGCUCUUAAAAAUUGGGUGUUUACACACAAGCCUACCAUCUUGUUGCAGUUAAAACAAAAUAUUGCAAAUGAACAUUAUCUAAACAACUCAUGCUGCUGUAGUUAUUUGAAAAAAGCCCAGGUUAGUUGGGAGCGCAAAAUGUUACGAAGUCUAAAUUCAAUGUGUCAAGAGCUUGGAAUACCUCUAGGAAGAAAAAGAUCGAAAGGUCAUAAGGAAGCUGUUCUACAAAACUGGACAGAGUUAUCAGUAUUUUUUAACAAACAAUCAGUUAUUAAGCCAGUCUUUGGUCCAAAAGAUCUUUUAGAUGUUCUUACAAGUAUUAAACAUCCACAAGUGAGAUCCACAUUUAAAGAUUAUAAUUCAGCAGUGAUUGCAACUUGGGGUCUAAUCAAUUUGCCUAUAAAUGUUAAAAAUUUGUCCGAUCUGAGAAAGUUUUAUGAACCGUUACAUAUCAAAAAUCCUCAAAUUGGUGUUGACGACUCAUUGCCGUCUACUUUUGAAUUAGUACAUGAACAUGAAGCUAAAAAAGGUACACUUUAG
This is a messenger RNA of Schistosoma margrebowiei, 741 nucleotides long. The record is from the annotation of a GenBank genome assembly. Lineage: Eukaryota; Metazoa; Platyhelminthes; Trematoda; Strigeidida; Schistosomatidae.